AGUGGGCAAGCAAAGGUUUAGUGUGAGCCACGACUUCGCAGCUCACACAAAGCGAAGAAGAUGGAAACGGCUGUCACCUUAAUUUUUCUCCUCUCAGGCAUCAUCGGGGCAUUAAGUGAGUCGUGCGAGGGCGAAUGCGGGCAAUCGUUGAGCUCCUGCUCGUGCCACCCGACGUGUGCGUCUUUAAAGAGCUGCUGUCCUGACUACAAGGAAUUCUGCGUGGAAUUUUCUCCACAAUCGGGAUCCAUUUUGGGCGGGACCGAUUUCCUCCUGCUCCAUGUGACUUUUAACCAAAGUUCUCAAAUUGUGUGCAGGUUCAAUAAUGACAUCAGGACGGAGGGUUACGUGGACGACAGUGACCGAGGACACUGCAUCUCGCCCCUGCUCUAUCAAACCGGCUGGGUUUCUGUUGAAAUCUCCUCCAACUACGGCAUCACAUUCAACAGAGUGGGCUCCUGGCUCGCAGUGCAUACUGGCAAGUUGGACUCCAAAUUCAAGGCGGUUUUGGUGAACUCCACCAAGUGGCAGUAUUAUGGCACACCUCAAGUGGGCGGCCCUCUGCAGAUGACCUGGAACACGUCCCUGGUCCGAGCCCCGAGGAUCAACAUCGAGCUGUGGGGCUACAGGGAGACGGGAAGGCCUUAUUCGGACCAGUGGCGUGCCCAGUGGCGGUAUCUUUACUCUCUUGCUACGAAUAGUGCGAACAACGGCAGCUUCACUUUUGUGCCUCAACCGUCUCCCGAGUUCUCAAGCUGGGAACUCGGAGCACUCCGGGUCAGCUCCAAUGAACACCCGAACGGCCUGAUGAAUGUGGAAGCGGCGUGGACAGAGGAUCACGCCCUGGCCUGGCACCUGGACCAGAAGUUCCGUGAGAACUCUCAGGCCUGGGCGCUGGACAAAUGUUUAGCGUGGGACCGGCUGGAAAACGACCUGCCCAACUUUCUCAGCGAAAUUAUCGACUGUCCCUGCACCCUGGCGCAGGCCCGAGCUGACACAGGCAGAUUCCACACGGAUUACGGCUGCGAUAUGGAGAAAGGCAGCGUGUGCACGUACCACCCAGGUAGCAUUCACUGUGUGAGGGCCAUACAAGCCAGUCCCAGGUACGGGGCAGGUCAGCAGUGUUGCUACGACAGCAGCGGCGCUCAGGUCCUGACGGCCGACUCUAUCGGAGGGAGCACCCCAGACCGUGCCCACGACUGGGGCUCACCCCCGUACCGCGACCCCCCCAGAGUCCCCGGCCUAUCCCAUUGGGUGUACGAUGUACUCAGCUUCUACUACUGCUGCCUUUGGUCAGACAACUGCCACUACUACUUCAAACACAGACCCUCAAGCGACUGCAGGAGAUAUCAGCCUCCCGCUUCAGCUGUCGUGUUUGGCGAUCCACAUUUCAUAACGUUUGAUGGCAUCCGCUACUCUUUCAAUGGCAAAGGCGAAUACAAUUUGUUGAUCGCUCCCGGGAAGGAUCUGACAAUCCAAGGCAGAACCGAGCAGGUCAACGGAAGUGCAACGAAGCUGUCUUCGGUGGUCAUGAAAGAGGCCUACUCAGACAUCAUUGAGGUGCGUCUGUUCGCCGGUGCUGACAACCUGCAAGUGCUCCAAAAUGAAAAGCAACUUCUGUUCAAUGAGCAAACCUGGAUGGACCUGAGCGGUGUGUUUGUGUUUUCACCUUCCGGCACAAACGUGACGGUGAUGUUCCCCAGCGGCGCAGGCGUGGAGGUGCGUCUCCGCAGCAAUGCCAUUACAGCAACGGUGCUCCUCCCGGAAGAAUUCUACAACUCCACACAGGGCUUGUUGGGCAACAUGAAUGGCGUGCCUGGCGAUGACCUGCUUGCCCCCCACGGCACAGUGGCGGUCAAUGGCAGUAACGCCGAGGAGGUUUUCAGCUUUGGGGCCAGCUGGGCUGUUUCCAACACAUCCGCUUUGUUCACGUACGAUUCAAAAUACCUUUUGGACACGUUUUACAAUUCUUCAAGACACGACCCCGAUUUUAUUCCAGAGUUUUCAAUCCCGGAGAUCCCUGAUGACCCGUUCUAUAAUAUCACUUCAGACAUUUGCUCUGGAGAUGACUCUCAUUUCUGCAGGUAUGAUAUUUUGGUAGGUCGUAGUCCAGAGCUGGGAAAGGCCACCAAAGUCUCGUUCCGCAGUCACAUGUCUCUAGUGGAGGACUUGAAGCCUGUGAUUUCCUGCGGUUGGCUGGCACCGCCAAUCGACGGCAAGAAGGAGGGCACCACCUACCUACAGGGGGCCACGGUACGCCUGCUUUGUGACGAGGGCUUCGUGCUGCAAGGAUCGGCCGAGCGCACCUGCCAAGCAGAUGGCACCUGGUCAGGAGGCGACACAUUGUGUGUCGUUCACAGUUCCGAUAACAACACGGCCAUUAUCGCUGGUUCCGUGGUCGGCGCUCUACUGGGGAUUGCGCUAAUAACAAUAGGCCUCGUGUUCUGGGCCAAAAAACGUGACAGGUUGAGGAGAUCUUCAGCAAGAUUAGUGUAAAUCUUUAACAGAGUCCAGUUCACAGUGGAGUUGACCCAUCUGUAUGGAAACUCAGGCAGUAAUACACUCUUUGUCUUCACUAGUAUGACAAUUCAGUGUUACUAGAUACAUUCUAGUACAACGAAUGUAUAAGAUUAAUAAAAUUUUUCACAACCAGUGCUGCAUUUAGUCAGCUGAAUAUUG
Molecule: messenger RNA, 2676 nt
Organism: Hippocampus zosterae (dwarf seahorse)
Lineage: Eukaryota; Metazoa; Chordata; Actinopteri; Syngnathiformes; Syngnathidae
Gene: susd2
Product: sushi domain containing 2
Exons: 16
Coding region: 61-2493 (810 amino acids)
Source: RefSeq, a predicted model, not a curated record